AUGGCGGAGGAUUUAGAAACUCCGUAUCAUCCCGACCCGGACGAUCUCCGGCGAAUACCAGUCGAUCUCUUCGUCUCCAAGAAGUUUCCCGACCUUUCCGCCGGCGAUCUCGGCUUUGCCGAUUCCUCCGACCAUCUCCUCUUCAUCCUCCGCAAAUCGUCUUCCACUUUAAAAUCUCUCCUUCAUUCCUCCGGAGCUCCUCUUUUCUCCAUCUCUCGUCUCCACAACGGAAUGUGGGAGUUACAUAAAGGAGAUGUCGAAAACCGUAAAGAGUUGGUCCUAACGGUGAAGCGGACAGCAAACAGAUUCAGCAAGAUAGAGUUAGAGGUUUCUUUUACCGGAGAGUCUUCACAACAUCUUGUUAUCAAAGGUUGUCCCUUUCAGAAAUCAUGUACCAUUUACAGUCAAGAUUCCAUUGUUGCACAGACGAGUUUGAUGUACAAGCUGAGGCAGAUCUACGUAGGGAGAAGCAAGUUCAGGCUAACGAUAUUUCCAGAAUCCGUCGAUCAUUCUCUAGUAGUCGCAAUGAUCAUACAAUACGCAAAAGCAAAGUCAGAUUGUAUUGCUAAAGCCGAAGGAACUUUCGUACCAAAAGAUAAGAAGAGGAAGCAAGAAGAGAAAGUGGAAAGAAAGCGUGAAGAAGCGCAAAGACCAAAUACAGCUAAUGGCCCAACUUACCAGAACGGAAACCCUGCGCCGCCUCCGUUCCAGCCUAACGGGGAAGAAGCAAUGCCACCAAACAACAUACUCUUCAUUCAGAAUCUUCCAUACGAGACAACAAGCACGAUGCUACAGCUUCUCUUCGUCCAGUACCCAGGAUUCAAAGAGAUAAGAAUGAUCUCAGCAAAACCAGGGAUUGCGUUUGUCGAAUACGAAGACGAAGUUCAGUCUUCAAUGGCAAUGCAAGCUCUUCAAGGUUUCAAAAUCACUCCUCAGAACCCAAUGGUCAUCUCUUUUGCCAAGAAAUGA
This is a messenger RNA of Microthlaspi erraticum, 969 nucleotides long. NCBI's taxonomy places the organism in Eukaryota, Viridiplantae, Streptophyta, Magnoliopsida, Brassicales, Brassicaceae. The record is from the annotation of a GenBank genome assembly.